This is a messenger RNA of Betta splendens (Siamese fighting fish), 1604 nucleotides long. Its product is annotated as cytochrome P450 2K1-like. Gene Ontology annotation, biological process: xenobiotic metabolic process. Gene Ontology annotation, cellular component: intracellular membrane-bounded organelle; cytoplasm. The transcript is spliced from 9 exons. The record is from RefSeq and is a predicted model, not a curated record. Bases 1 to 1515 code for a protein of 504 amino acids. Gene Ontology annotation, molecular function: heme binding; iron ion binding; oxidoreductase activity, acting on paired donors, with incorporation or reduction of molecular oxygen, reduced flavin or flavoprotein as one donor, and incorporation of one atom of oxygen. NCBI's taxonomy places the organism in Eukaryota, Metazoa, Chordata, Actinopteri, Anabantiformes, Osphronemidae.
AUGGGGGUGUCGGAGGUCGUCCUCCAGUCCGCGGGCUCCGCCACCUUCCUGGUGGCAGCGCUGCUUUUGCUGCUGGUCUACCUGGUGUCCACUGGCAGCCGCGGAGCCCGGGGGGGUCGGGAGCCUCCGGGGCCCAGGCCGCUCCCUGUGCUCGGUAACCUGCUGCAGCUGGACCUGAAGAGGCCCUACCACAGCUUACUGAUGCUCUCCAAGAAAUAUGGAUCCGUGUUCACCGUGUACAUGGGCCCCAAAAAAGUGGUGGUCCUUGCAGGAUACAAGACACUGAAGGAGGCGCUUGUCAAUCACGCUGAUGAGUUUGGAGAACGAGACCCCCCACUAAUAGCAGAUGAGGAAAAUCAGGGCCAUGGCAUCGUAUGGGCCAAUGGAGAUUCUUGGAAAGAGAUGAGGCGCUUUACUAUGAUGAACCUGAGAGCCUUUGGGAUCGGUAGGAAGGCGUGUGAGGACAAAAUCAUAGAGGAAUGUGACUUCCUUACUGGCAUGCUUAAAAGCGUCAAAGGAGAACCCUUUGACACAACACAGGCAGUGAACUAUGCCGUCUCCAAUAUUAUUGUGUCCAUUAUCUAUGGCAGCAGAUUUGAAUAUAAUGACCCCAGGUUUGUAUCCAUGGUGCAGCAAACAAUGAAAAGGCUUCACAUUGUGGCAACUGCUCCAAUACAGAUAUACAAUCUCUUCCCGGUGAUUGGCAGAUGGUUUGGUGCCAGAAGAGAAAUCCAGAAGGUCAACGGCUUCAUUAGGAAACAGAACUUGGAGAUUUUCCGUCAUCUGAAGCAAACUCUCAAUCCACAGAUGUGCAGAGGUUUGGUGGACGCCUUUCUGAUCGAACAGCAAAUUUCAAAGGAUUCUGGGAACGCCAGCAGUCACUACCAUGAUGAAAACCUAAUGGUAACAGUCCAUAAUCUGUUUGCUGCUGGCACAGAAUCUACUGCAUCAACGCUCAGAUGGGGGCUUCUGUUCAUGGCCAAGUACCCAGACAUUCAAGACCGGGUCCAGGAGGAGAUCAGCAGGGUGAUAGGAGGUCGACAGGUGCAGGUGGAGGACAGGAGGAACCUGCCCUUCACCGACGCCGUCAUCCACGAGACACUGAGACUGGCCAACAUUGUCCCAACAGCAGCACCCCACAGAACGAGCCAAGACGUCACCUUCCAAGGUUACUUCAUUAAGAAGGGAACCACGGUGUAUCCUCUCCUGACGUCAGCGCUGUAUGACGACAACGAGUGGGAGAAAGCACACACAUUCUACCCUGGUCACUUCCUGGACAAAGAUGGAAACUUUGUCAAGAAAGAUGCCUUCAUGCCUUUUUCUGCAGGUCGUCGAGUUUGCCUUGGAGAGGGUCUGGCCAGGGUGGAGCUCCUCAUCUUCUUCACCACCCUCCUUCAGCACUUUCGUUUCACUCCCCCACCUGGAGUCUCAGAGGAUGAACUGGAUCUGACUCCAAGUGUGGGCUUCACCCUCAACCCUUCACCUCAUAAACUGUGUGCUGUCCCCCUGAUGUAAUGUCUUAUAUCAAGAUAAGUAUGGAGUUGUCAUCUGCAGCAACAUUGUUCUUGAUAAAAUAAUGUUUAAAUAAAUCAAAAUUAAAAUAG